Messenger RNA from Notolabrus celidotus (New Zealand spotty), 4947 nucleotides. RefSeq names its product neurotrimin-like. Bases 290 to 1396 code for a protein of 368 amino acids. Gene Ontology annotation, biological process: cell adhesion. The transcript is spliced from 6 exons. The record is from RefSeq and is a predicted model, not a curated record. Lineage: Eukaryota; Metazoa; Chordata; Actinopteri; Labriformes; Labridae. Gene Ontology annotation, molecular function: integrin binding.
AACCAAAAAAUACUGUGCUGUUUAGAGCUCCUCUAUGCUUUGGUGCUUGUGUGAAGUGAACCCAUGUAUUUGUGGACAUUUGUGUAAGACGAGGAUGACGUGAUUGUGAAGGCAGCACAGUAACCCGCAGUAGACAGUUUGUAAUCGCCACAACCAUAAAGGGAGUGGAGAGGAGAUUUAAUGUUCCCAUAGACUUUACUUUCACUCUUUUCUCUCACUCUCUCACACCGUCCUUUUCUUCAUUCAGUCAUUUCGUACCGUUUUUAAACGAUUUGAUCGGAUCACCAGGAUGUCUUCCUCUAAAGUGAUUUGGGUUUUAUUUGGGGUGAAUUUUCUAUUCGUCCUCCAUGUGUCCGGCUGUGAUGAAAACUGUGGUGAUAAACCUGUGUUCAGUCCAACCCACCUGAUAGUGAAGUAUGGUGACCCAGCGUCUGCGAGCUGCACUGCAUGUCAGCGUGAAUGCAUCAACAACAUUGUUAAUUUGGAGCAUUCUGUGGGAGUUACUGAAACAAAUGGAACUUUGCUUUCAUGGACAGUUGAUAGUUUGAAAGAAUGGGAACUUUCUCUCCAGUGCUAUUAUAGUAAUGCUUCAGAUUACCAGUGCUGCACUAAACUGCCUCUAACUCUCUACAAGCCCCCGGAUAAUGUGUCUUUCAGCUUUGGUAACAACACAGGGCCAUUGAUGAUAAAUACCUUGUACACUCUGGAGUGUACAAUUGAAAAUGUUGCUCCUAUUGGAAAUGUCGAAGCAGUCUUCUACAAAGACGGCAUCCCUUUUGGUCAAGUAAUGAAGACCCUCUUAGAAGACAAAAAACCAACGACUCAGUCCUUUCCUUUGUCCCGUCUCCUUUCUGAGCAUGAUAACGGAUCAGAGUACUGGUGUGAGUCAGUGUUUAGACUGAAAUCUAAAGGACAACAGCCCCCUCCAGUGGUUAGAUCACAAAGAAGUACUGCCAUCGUGCACUAUAAACCUAAGCUUCAGGUGAUAAGAGAUUCAGACUGGGUCACCAUCAAUGAAGGAGAAAAGUUGCAACUGAACUGCACAUCUGUGGGAAACCCCAGCCCUUCGUACAACUGGACGCUUCCAUCAGGCAGACUUUCCCCUUCCAGGAGCAGCGUCUUUACUGUCGAAUCUGUAGCUGUUGAACAUGAAGGGAAGUACACCUGUGUUGUCAGCAACGAUUACGGGACUAUCCCUGUAGAGUUUAAUGUGGAGGUCAGAGUCAGCUACCUUGGAUACAUCCUAAUUGGGGUGGUUAUUGCUGUUGCUAUUCUUGUCAUCAUUGGGGCUAUCGUAUACAACCGCUACUACAAGAAUAACCGAACAGGGGAGUACAACCUGAGGGACGCUCUACGCUUUCGCAAACGACACACUCCAGUGCCUACUGUAGAGUGAAUCUAUGGAGAAGCCUGAAAUGUGUAUGGGCCAUUUAUUGAAUUCAAAUAUGGACGACACGUCUCCACCUCCUCCUAUUGUACAAUGAUACUCCCUGAUCAGCUAAUGAGCUACCCCCUGCGACAGGCACUGACAUCUUGCACUGGUGACACAAUAUUGACACCAAGUCCCUGCUGCCAACCAAAGCACAUGGAACCUACAGAUAACACCACAAGUUCCCUAAAGUUGGUACAGUCUGAAGCAGAACAGAUGCUUGUGCCAGUUCGAAGCGGACUCUCUGGGUGAUGGAUAGUUCAGUGACUCUUGUCCUAGUGUUUGCUGCAUUUCCUCUUGCUGUUCCUCUUCUCUGCUAAUUUGGUACACACAGUGUCACUGGAGCCACAUGAGUUAACGCAGCUGUCAAUCAUGACGUCGCAUCCUCUUUCUUUAUUAUGAAAUAACCAAACUUCUCAGAAAUAUACUAACUAUACUUACAGAAAAUAUGCUUGAGAAAUAGUUACUUAAAGUGCGUUUUAAUUUGCUAGUUUGACCUAUGUCUACUCAAAGCUUUCUGUAACAGGGCACUGUAGUUUUUUAAAAACAUUAUUUCAAUAGAAGAUUUAAAAAAUACUCUUGAUGAGGACCGUUUGAGCUAAUUAACACCAUAGACUGUAUAAAAUAUGGACGUAGUAUCCAUGACGUCACCCAUCUGUUCCUGAGCGCUGUUUUGAAGCCAAUCGAUGGCGGCAGCCAUAUUGGAAAUGCGGAACUCAACCAGGCAGAGUGUGACGUAAAGGGGCGGAGUUUGAGCCUCUUAGCCAACAGCUAUGUGUUCCCGACCGGGAGUCAAGUCAGUCAUGUCCUUAUUUGGGCAAAAACUCAUAAUCUUAAUAUCUUCUGAACUGUCGUGUUAGAAAAAAAAUUCACCCCCGUACAGUGUGUGCCGAUAGAGAGAUUAGCUACGUAGGCCGAACCAGGCUGUUUGAACCAGGCUGUAAACAUGUUUAUUAAUGCUGCAAAGAUCGUCUUUUUCCCAUUCAUGUCUAUGUGGUUUCCGGUGUUUCUGCAGCCAGCCUCAAGCAGAUUCUCGAUGAAUUGCAGUUUAUAACACUUUCGCAUGGGCUUCAUAGUUUGAGACCGGAGGUUUCCGCUUGAUUAACACACAUUUAAUACAGUAUACUUUGUUCUCUUAGCUAUGAUUUGAUUCUCUCAGUAUUGCUGAAAAACCUACGCUAGAAGCUGAGUUGCUACUUCUUUGCUGUUAGUUCACCGAAUGCUAAAAUGGCUUAAAGCAUCAGUAUUUAGACAUAACUUAAGUAUUUAAGCUGUAACAUCAUAAGCAUACAUUCAUAACUGAGCUGCUUAGCAUCACGUUACAUUGCGAUAAUCUACAUACAUUUAAAUGCCUCAGUCUACAAGUUCCUUUCUAGACUACCGUGUUGCAUAAUAUAAUUAUACUUCUUGAAGCAAAAGCUACUAUUGAAGCCGUACAAGGAACACAGCACAGUCAUAAUGAAGAUAAACGGGGCUCUCAGUGCACUGACAACUUACAUUUUCAUAGAAAAUAAAGCUAUUCUUUUCCUUUUAUUGAAGCCACAAAGAAGAACCUUAGAAUUCAUUCUAAUCUCAGUGUCAUCCUUGUUGUUAAAGACAUAGAUGUGGUUUGUAAAUACAUGAAAAAAAUACAGAAAUGUGUAAAUGUAAAAUAUAUGUUUCAAAGACCAAGUCCGAAUGUACAUUUCCACAGGGUUAGAGUAUAUUGAUGAUUGAUAUUGGAUGUUGAUUCUUCAUUUUAAACAUUUCUAAGCUGUACAGAUUGUUUGAGGAGUAGACACUCAGUCCUAAGACAUGGAUAUUUUUAUGUAGGUUGAUUUAUAGGUCAUUGAAGCCUCAGAGUGAAAGUAAUUACAGGUGGUUAGAGCCACUUAACCCAUUAAAAAAAACAAAAAAACUCUUUGCAGUCUUACAAUCAAUAAUUUAAUUCAUUUAAUUUGGAAAAUAAAAAAAGUCACUCACAUCUUGUGUAUUUGGCCACAUUGGCUAAAAUAUAAACUGUAAGUGUUAAUUAGGUAAUCUGCUCUUUUGUGUUUUUUGCUGUUUUGUUGUUGUUGUAUCACUACAAAUGACUGUCUGUAGGGAGUGGCUGUAUAUUUACAUACAUCUUUUUUUUUUAACAUGAAAGAAAUAUAUACUGUAAACUUGUUCUAAGAAUUGGCUGUAUAUGACAAAGUUCCUUCAUUUCCGCCCAUUGUGAGCUUUGGAGCCAAAAGGCCAACAGGCGUUGACAUAUUGUGCUGCUGCAGCCAAAGCAUUCGCGGAAGCAACCUGGCUAGUAGUCUCAUGGGACACCGAAACCAAAACAAGCAUUACACUUACUGAUAGAACAUUGAAGAUCCCUCAGGUUGGAAACAUAUGGCUUUUAAAAGUUCAAUGACUCUUGUGUUGGUGUUCAGUAUGUUUUUUUCUCAGCAUUCCUUCUCUGCUCUGCUAAUCUGAUACAGAACUGCAGGAGCCUCCACAGAGCUGUCAAUCAUGACGUCACAUACGCUCUUUUUAAAAUGAAAUAACUAAUUAAAACUAAACUUGUCAGAAAAAUGAACACUUUGACAGAAAUCAGCAUGAUAAGAACUGUAAUGUCAGAAACCAUGUUUGAAAAAAGUCAAUUUGAUAUUUUAAUUUUAUAGCUUUGCCUCUUUUCCCUCUGUUAACACUACGGAGGCGGAUGCUUUAUGAACUGUACUGCAGCCAGUCAGCAGGGGGCGCGCUAAACUUUUGGCCUCAAAGCAAAAAUGCACUCAUGGUAUCCAUUUUAAUGUACAACCUAUGGUUCUAACCUACAGUCACUGAUUGUGCAACAGUUGCCCCUCUGUAUGCGAGUUCAUGUGUGUGUAUUUUUUGUGGUGUGCAGUAUUGGUGUGAUAGCUUUAUGACACUGGAAUAAAUUUUGUUGUUGUUUUUGUACCAAAAACUGUAAUUCCAAGUUGUUAGCUGAAAAGAUCCUUUUUGAUAUGUGGAUAAAUGUACACACUUUGUACAAACAAUACAUACAGUGUCUUUAAACAAUAUUUCAUUGCAUUUACAAAUACAUGGAACUAAAACACAACAUGACCUGUUUUCUGUUUCCUAACUGUUCACUUAAAACUACAGAUUUCUGCCAUCAAGCUUGAGGAUCUGACCUCAAAUGCCUUAUAGUGUGUGUAAAUGGUUGCUUGUCAUGCUUGCUUGGUUCUACAAAGUGGAGUAAACUGAAGCAUCUGCUGGAACUGGAAAAAAGUAAUUACAGAUUUCCUGUUUAUGAGAUUCUUCAUUGCGAGGCCAUUUUAACCCUUUCAGAACUGUUGGAGGGUUUUGAUCUUUUAUGGGGAACCCUGCCUGCUGCACAGAUUUUGUUUUGGGCGGGGCGGGUUAAUGCAUCCCAAAAAUGUUUCACUCCAACUCUGUUUCUUUCCUCCCUUUACCUCUCCUCUCCUGCCAGGAAGAAACUUUUAUAGGAGAUAAGAUAAGAGGAGGACAACAUUCAUUUUGUUUGUUUUUAAUCUCUGAUUCUCAGUAAAAGAAAUUUUACUAAUGAA